AUGGUGGCUUCACUACCCAAAGACGUGUUGAGGGCCAGGUACGUUGGAAAGAGCUUGUAUCAAGUUAGUACACCUGCUGCCGUCCUAGACUUGGCCAAAGUUGAAGCCAACUGCAACCUGAUGCUGGAGGCUGCACAGCGGUUGAACCUCAGCUGGAGAGCGCACAUCAAAACGCACAAGACCGCUGAACUUACACGCCUGCAAGUUGGAGAUCAAGACACAACCCCGGUCAACAUAGUCGUGUCCACUCUUGUGGAAGCAGAAAAUGUCCUACCUCUGCUAAAGGAAUACCAAAUUCGUGGCCGACAAGUCAAUGUUCUGUUCGGUUUCCCUAUAUUCGCAUCAUGUGUGGAUCGACUCGCAACCAUAUCUGCACAAUUAGGACCUGAUGGUUUGUCAGUAAUGGUAGACCAUCAAGAUCAACUUAAGCACCUGACCUCCCUAGCUUCCAAAUCUGGUAACCCUCCACUCGUCUUUCUCAAGGUCAAUGUGGCUAGUGGUCGAGCCGGCGUGGUUCCCGGUUCACCAGACUGCUUACGCUUGGUCGACCAACUCAUUGUCUCAGAGGCCGUCGGCUCGUGCGUAUUUCUCGGCUUAUAUACUCAUACCAGUCAGUCAUACGAGAUGCGUCAAGACUGGGAGGCACUAAAUUUUCUCGGCCUCGAGCUUAGUUCACUGGAUAUUGUCGCACAGGCCGUCAGGAAAGAGAGACCAAACCAUCCCUUGGUGUUGUCUGUUGGUGCAUCGCCCCAGGUAACAUCCCUACAACACCCAUCGUUCAGUGAUGACGACUCAAGCUCGUUAAAUUUGGACGGCGAAUCACUCCUAGCUAAGAUCUCAAACUUGAUCGGCAGCCUCAAGAAAGAAAAUUUCGCCGUUGAGGUGCACGCGGGCGUCUACACAACCCUUGAUCUUCAACAACUUGCUGCGCAUGGACGAGAUUCGAGGUUCUUAAGCCCGGCAGCCAUUGCUAUUUCGGUGCUGGUGGAAGUGGGCAGUUUAUACCCAGGCCGUGGACCCGAUGGUACCACAGAGGCUUUGAUCAACGCAGGAACAUUGGCACUGGCCAGGGAACCCUGUGUGGACAAAGGAAGUCCUCCGGGAAGAGAUUAUAGCAACUGGGGCAUCGUGGCUCCUUGGAACUGUGGAAGCCAGCCGGUACCGGGUCCAGAGUUUCCAGCCAAGCAUGGCGGAUGGCAAGUGGGAGAGGUGACACAAGAGCAUGGCAUUCUUCGGUGGGUGGGCGCGAAAGAUGAUGAAGUCAAUCUGUAUGUUGGUCAAAGGCUACGGAUUUGGCCGAACCAUGCGUGCAUCACGAGUGCCAGCCAUGGCUGGUACCUGAUUGUUGACAGUCGAAACCAUGGACAAAAGGACGAGAUUGUUGAUGUGUGGCCCCGGUGGAAUGGAUGGUGA
Messenger RNA from Truncatella angustata, 1413 nucleotides. Its product is annotated as putative serine dehydratase domain-containing protein. The record is from RefSeq and is a predicted model, not a curated record. Gene Ontology annotation, biological process: D-serine catabolic process. Gene Ontology annotation, molecular function: D-serine ammonia-lyase activity. Bases 1 to 1413 code for a protein of 470 amino acids. The transcript has 3 exons. NCBI's taxonomy places the organism in Eukaryota, Fungi, Ascomycota, Sordariomycetes, Amphisphaeriales, Sporocadaceae.